Molecule: messenger RNA, 1482 nt
Organism: Drosophila grimshawi
Lineage: Eukaryota; Metazoa; Arthropoda; Insecta; Diptera; Drosophilidae
Gene: Dlish
Product: SH3 domain-containing protein Dlish
Exons: 4
Coding region: 295-1353 (352 amino acids)
Molecular function (GO): protein binding
Source: RefSeq, a predicted model, not a curated record
CGCACAGCACCAUCAACAACAAUUACGUGAUAAACACUUUUAAACGCUAACUAGCCAAGGAAUUUAAUUCAGUGAUACUUUCUACACAUGGCUCAAGUGCUCAACGCCUAAUUAAUGUGCCAGCCAUAAAUAGUCGAAAGCGUGGCGAUUCAUCAGUUUGAUAAGCAUCGGCUUUUGUUGUUGUGGUUUAUAUUGAUAAUUUCCUUUGAUGGAGGAGCAUCUGAAGAAGCUGACAGUUGUGGAAACGGUAACGCGACAAAUGCCAACAUUGAACGAGAUUUGGCCCCUGUUGGCAUGGGUCGAAUUACGGGCUCCUCCAGCAUUGAGACGCUGGUGCGCGUUGGCAUUGAGAAGGAGCAUGGACUCAGUCCCGAUUCGAAAAUGGUUGUUUUACACGAUUUCACGCCGUGCGUCGAUGAUGAGCUGGAGGUGAAGCGUGGCCAGUUGGUCAACAUACUGUACAGGGAGAACGAUUGGGUCUAUGUGAUUGGGCAGGAUUCGCGACAGGAGGGCUUCAUUCCAUUCAGCUACUGUGCACCGUACAACACACAGCUGGCCGAGUUGGCCAUUAAAAAGAAGCUGCCACGCGAUCAGUGCCCCGAGCAGCCGCAUGAUGAGAAUCAACCGUUGCUGGGCGUUGACAACAAGCUGGAUGUGCUCUGCGAUGAGACGGCAAUGGCAGUGCUCAAUGCCUCCACAGUGAAUAGCUUGGAGAACAAUCUGUUGGCAACCAUGCCCGAGUGUACGGCCUUCAUCAAGGAGCCGUCGGGACGCUGCAUUGUCCUCUACACAUUCAUUGCCCGCGAUGAGAACGAUUUGUCUGUGGAACGGGGUGAAUUUGUCACCGUGCUGAAUCGCGAGGAUCCCGACUGGUUUUGGAUAAUGCGCAGCGAUGGCCAGGAGGGCUUUGUGCCGGCCAAUUUCAUAUAUCCCGCGGACAGUGUGCGUGUCCUGCAGCAGCAGAAGGCGACGCCAGCAGCCGCCGCGCCCCUUAACGAGACCAACAUGCAACAUCAUGCGAAUUUAACCGGUGGCAGCCUCAAUGCCAUGGAGAGCAUUCUCCAACAACAACAACAGGGACAGCAGCAGCAACAACAACAACAGCAGCAGCAGCAACAACAACUUGGCAUAGGAACCGAUGAUUUGCGGUAUCAUGGCACAGAGCUGGUCAUGUUGUACGACUACAAGGCGCAAGCACCCGACGAUCUGUCCGUGCGCCGCGGCGACUGGAUCUAUGCGGAUCUCAACAACCAAACAGUCGAUGGCUGGCUGUGGGCCUAUGCGCCCAAGACACGCAAAUAUGGAUUCAUACCCAAGGCAUAUGCUCGCCCACCAGCCAUGACGAGCCUCUGAGCCGCUUAGCCAAGCAUAAUUAUAUACAAUAUUUAUAUAUAAAUAUAUAAAAUGUACUUAUACAUUUAGACAUUUUAAGAUUUUAGUUUAGUUGAUCCAGAAGCUGCUGCUUUUCAUUCCAAGACUUCU